Molecule: messenger RNA, 1618 nt
Organism: Sclerotinia trifoliorum
Lineage: Eukaryota; Fungi; Ascomycota; Leotiomycetes; Helotiales; Sclerotiniaceae
Source: the annotation of a GenBank genome assembly
GUGUUUGAAAUUCGGAAUCAUAGUAUUUAUUCAUUGAAGCUUCUAUUCAAUUCCAUCAUUAGUUGAUUGCUGAAGUCUGUACAUACUACAGACUAAAUGCAUCCGGCUAAAUAUCCCACUAGGUGCUAGUUUCAUCCUAGCACGGCUCAUAGGUAAUAAAGUUAUUCUCAGCCUUAACCUUAUAGUCACAGCCUUGCGCGAAAAAUCUUUAUCGCUUCGGCCCAGAAGGCUGAACCAUUUUUUUCUUUUGAUGGCUACCCCACUUAUCACCAUCUACCAAUACAAUCUGCGAUAUCCAUCAUUGCUCUCUUAACACAAAAAAACUAUUCACAUUACAUAGUAGGCACCAUUAAUCAAAAUCAACAGUCAAAAUGAGUAAAUUUGGCGUCCUAGUAAUGGGACCUGCAGGUGCAGGAAAAGUGAGUCCUAUACGCCUUUCUUCUGCUCCAGCCAUUCAUCAUUAAGACCUCAACUCUUGUGAAUAUCACUUUAUCUAAAAAUACUAAUCUCCCCUUACUAACUUUAGACAACCUUUUGUACCGGCCUAAUAAACCACCUUCAAAACAAUCGCCGCUCCUGCUUCUACAUCAACCUCGAUCCGGCAGCCGAAACCUUUUCCCACGAACCCGAUCUCGACAUCAAAGACCUCAUCUCCCUCGAAGAUGUCAUGGAAGAAAUGGGACUCGGUCCCAACGGUGGUCUAAUCUAUUGUUUCGAAUUCCUACUUGAGAAUCUGGAUUUUCUUUCCGAAGCCAUCGAGCCUUUGACCGAAGAAUAUCUCAUCAUAAUCGAUAUGCCGGGCCAAAUAGAGUUAUACACACAUAUCCCGAUUUUGCCUGCGUUGGUGAAAUUCUUGACAAAGACGGGCGCAUUGGAUAUUAAUCUCUGCGCGGCAUAUUUAUUAGAAGCGACAUUUGUAGUUGAUCGGGCCAAGUUUUUCGCAGGCACUUUAUCUGCUAUGAGCGCGAUGAUUAUGCUCGAGGUUCCACACGUUAAUAUUCUUUCCAAGAUGGAUUUGGUAAAAGGACAACUUGCGAAGAGGGAAUUGAAGAGAUUUUUAGAUCCAGAUACAUCAUUAUUGGAUGAUGAUCAGGAAGAAGAUGAUGGGGAAGGAGAAGCAAAGGAUGCGGAAACAUUGAUGAAGGGGAAUAGUUUUCGCAGGUUGAAUAAGGCGGUCGCGGGAUUGAUUGAUAGUUUUAGUAUGGUGUCAUAUUUGAGGUUGGAUGUGCAGAGUGAAGAUAGUGUGAGUGGGAUCUUGAGUUAUAUCGACGAUGCGAUUCAAUUUCAUGAGGCGCAAGAACCAAAGGAACCAAAUGAUGAGGUGGAAUAUGAUGAGCCGGAUAUGUAAUAAAAUGGUUUGUUUGGCUGCCGGGGAUAGUCAAAUGGAACUACGAUGUGGAAUCUUUGGAUGGCUACACAAAUGGUCUUUCUAAGUAUACUUCGAUUUUCUAUAUAAACAGAGGCGCAUAGCUGGUUAGGACACGGAUUCGGAGAAGGAAUUUGGAGUUGCGGAGGAAUGGUUUUUGAUGCAUAGCGUGGGCGUUUAUUUGGUACAUGAAAUACUAGUGUAGGUGUAAAUGGAUUUUCAAAAAUAUCCUGAAAUUCGAGAUAUUUUGUU